Molecule: messenger RNA, 2405 nt
Organism: Danio aesculapii
Lineage: Eukaryota; Metazoa; Chordata; Actinopteri; Cypriniformes; Danionidae
Gene: ntn1a
Product: netrin 1a
Exons: 6
Coding region: 486-2297 (603 amino acids)
Molecular function (GO): protein binding
Source: RefSeq, a predicted model, not a curated record
GAGAGGGAGAAAGGGGGGCAAAGUGAGUGUCUCCUAUCACACUAGAGCUCAAACUAACGGGAUCUGCUUAUAUCCUCUACAUGCGCAAAGAUUCAAGAACCAGACAAGUGAAAGCGCGUGUCCGAUGUACUCGAGGAAAAGGAGAGCCAGCGCUAACUGAGAUUGUUUUUUGACUUUUCUGCUUUUGCUGAACUGUUUGACGGUGGUACAGUGACCUGUUUGGAGAUUUCUUUAAUUGCGAACGCGUAAUUAUUGUAGUGGUUUUAGAUCAGGUAUCCAGGAGUUUGCCCAUGUGUUGGAGACAGAUUCAGAUUUACAUUAGUUUUUAUCUGGCAUCGGUUUGAUCAUAGCGGUUGAGGACUGAUCAAGCUCAGACUGUCAACUGAAUUGAUAUCCCUGUAAUAUCUGCAGACCCGGAACGCAUCUUCUCAUUAGGACGCACAGCUGUGUUUCAGCACAGGAGAGGCUGAGGAAGGCGCGCGAGGAUGUUGAGGGUCUCGGGUGCUUUGGUCACUUUGGUGACUCUCUGCUGUGUGUUCAAAGUGACUGUCGGCGGAUACGGAAUGAGCAUGUUCGCCGCUCAGACCUCCCCGCCGGAUCCGUGUUACGACGAAAACGGACAACCCAGAAGAUGCAUCCCCGACUUCGUGAACGCUGCGUUCGGGAAAGAAGUGCGCGCGUCCAGCACCUGCGGCAAAACGCCGAGUCGGUACUGCGUGAUCACCGAGAAAGGGGACGAAAGACACAGAAACUGCCACACGUGCGACGCGUCAGACCCGAAGAAAUAUCACCCACCAGCUUACCUGACCGACCUGAACAAUCCUCACAAUCUCACCUGCUGGCAGUCGGACAAUUACCUCCAGUAUCCUCAAAACGUCACUUUAACUUUAUCCCUGGGCAAGAAAUUCGAGGUGACCUACGUGAGUUUGCAAUUCUGCUCACCUCGACCGGAGUCUAUGGCGAUCUUUAAAUCGAUGGACUACGGAAAGUCCUGGGUGCCUUUCCAGUACUACUCGACCCAGUGUAGAAAGAUGUACAAUAAGCCCAGCAAAGCCACGAUCACUAAGCAGAACGAGCAGGAGGCCAUCUGCACAGAUUCUCACACCGACAUGCACCCUCUCUCCGGCGGGCUGAUCGCGUUCAGCACCCUGGACGGGCGACCCUCUGCGCACGACUUUGACAAUUCUCCCGUACUUCAGGACUGGGUGACUGCCACUGACAUUAAGGUGACUUUCAGCCGCUUGCACACUUUCGGAGACGAAAAUGAGGAUGACUCGGAGCUGGCCAGAGAUUCUUAUUUUUACGCGGUUUCCGACCUGCAAGUCGGAGGCAGAUGUAAGUGUAAUGGACACGCGUCACGGUGCGUCAAAGACCGGGAUGGAAACCUAGUGUGCGAGUGCAAACACAACACAGCCGGAACAGAGUGUGACAGAUGCAAACCUUUUCACUAUGACCGACCCUGGCAGCGCGCAACCGCCAGAGAAGCCAACGAAUGUGUCGCCUGCAAUUGUAACCUCCAUGCGAGGCGAUGUCGUUUUAACAUGGAGCUCUACAAACUCUCUGGAAGGAAAAGUGGAGGAGUCUGUCUGAACUGCCGCCACAAUACAGCAGGUCGCCACUGCCACUACUGCAAAGAGGGCUACUAUAGAGACAUGUCCAAGCCCAUCUCGCACAGAAAGGCCUGCAAAGCCUGUGAUUGCCAUCCUGUGGGGGCCGCGGGCAAAACCUGUAACCAAACCACAGGCCAAUGCCCCUGUAAAGACGGUGUGACGGGUAUCACAUGCAACCGUUGUGCUAAAGGCUACCAGCAGAGCCGAUCACCCAUUGCCCCCUGCAUAAAAAUUCCAAUCGCUCCACCGACCACCACUGCAAGCAGCACAGAAGAGCCAUCAGACUGUGAAUCCUACUGCAAGGCAUCCAAAGGCAAGCUGAAGAUCAAUAUGAAGAAGUACUGCAAGAAAGAUUACGCCGUUCAAGUCCACAUCCUGAAGGCAGAUAAAGCGGGCGAGUGGUGGAAGUUCACCGUCAACAUCAUCUCUGUUUACAAACAGGGUGAAAGCCGAAUCCGCAGAGGAGACCAGUUUCUCUGGGUCAGAGCAAAGGACGUGGCCUGCAAGUGUCCGAAGAUCAAGUCCGGCAAGAAAUACCUUCUGCUGGGGAACGACGAGGAUUCGCCUGGACAAAGCGGAAUGGUGGCGGACAAGGGCAGUCUGGUCAUUCAGUGGAGAGACACUUGGGCUCGGAGACUCCGGAAGUUUCAGCAACGGGAGAAGAAAGGAAAAUGCAAGAAAGCAUAAUGAGGAGAAGAGGAAAGAGCUGAUCAUUCAGAGCUGGACAGAGAAACAACAGAUAAAGAUAAGAAACGAGACUGAGCAUCGCUGCUUUGAAUAAAGGCAUGAAGAGAA